Molecule: messenger RNA, 3207 nt
Organism: Pedinophyceae sp. YPF-701
Lineage: Eukaryota; Viridiplantae; Chlorophyta; Pedinophyceae
Source: the annotation of a GenBank genome assembly
AUGAUAUACAAGCCCGCAUCGAAGCCCCGGCAGCGCGAGGCGCCGCACACGCCCGAGCUGUCGCUCACGGGGCUCUCGCUGAACGCGACCGGCGGACAGAGCGGGCACCAUCUCUCUCAGACGAUCUCCGCCCCUCCCGCCCACGACUUCACCGUCGCUGCGGGCGCAGGGCGCUUUCCCGGGCGUCUUCGGCCUCCAGCUCACACACUACAUCGUCCAGAGCCGCCUCCGCCGCUCGACGCGCGCUCUCUCAGGAUCCAGGGCAUCCUCAAGUCCGUCGUGGGAGCGAACAACGAUGGCGCGGCCGCGGAGCUCUCCGACGUCCUUUCCGAGGUGUCCCCGGCGAUCUGGGGCCACUCCCGCCGCCCCACGGAAGCCUCCUUCCAGCGCACCUCCCGCAACAACUCCCGCACAGACUCCCUGGUCCCCUCCGAGGCAGGCGACCGCGGCGACCCGUCGCGCACGCCGUCGUCGACCCGAGGGGGGUGGACUCCGUCCAGUCGCACCUCGAGCCGUCUCCGGCCCCCGAGCCUCCCCUGGCUGACGGGCCUCGACAGCCUGUCGUUGGCGCAGCGGUGGGUCGCGGCGGGCCGGGUGUCGCCGAUCGGCAAGGGCGCCGUCGCCUGGGCCGAAGCUACCGGCGUCGUGGCGUCGGAGAUGCUUGCCGAGACCCCUGCGGCGGGGGGGGACUCGCAGAGCGCCGAGGCCGGCAUGAACGGCGCGGGGGGCAUCCUGCUCGACAUCAACUCGGGCGGGCGCGUGUUCUUCGUGACGCUUGGGCGGCCGCAGCACGUUGCCGGUAACGCCGGCGGUGGCGGAACGGAACAGAUGUGCGCGAACGGGUUCUCCCCGCGGCGCGGCCGGUCGCCGGCGCCGGGGGAGGUGCGGCCGGGCGAGGGCCCGCCGUGCGUCGUUCUCAAGUUCUGCGCGUCGCGCCUGGAGGCGCAAUCCGAGCAGUUUGGCGCCGAGCUUGCUGCGCACGUGGGGCUCAAGGCGCCCGCGUGCCGCAUCGUGCGGCGGUCGGGGAAGCCCGGGAGCGAGUGGGCGGCGAUCCAGGCCAGCCUGCGAGACCUCGAGCCCUGCGGCGCUGAGCUCAACGAGGAAAUGACCUUCGGGCAGUGCGCUCUGGUCAUGGAGUACGUUCCCGGGUCUGGACUGUUCGAGGCGCCCGCCGCGUUCGCGCCAGCGACGCUGGCGACGACCUGCGAGGAUCUGGGCCGGCUGCUGCUGCUCGACAUGGUGCUGGGCAACUCGGACCGCUUGCCGAUGGAGGCCGCGCUGGGGUGGCGCGGGAACCCGAACAACGUGCUGUUCGCGACGGACGGACCCGCGAAAGGACGGCUCGUGGCCAUCGACCAGUCGGUGCCGCGGCGACCCCCGGGCGCGUUGCGGGAGGCGGAGGACCUCGCGGCGCACCGGCUCGCGGAGCUGUUGUUGAACGACGACUUCGUUGCGUCACAAACCCUGGGAUCCCUUCUCGCGCUCGCGCCGCGGGUUCUGGACGGCGACGCCGCCAAGGACGCACGCAGCGGCCCGACCGCGAGCCCGGAGGCCACGCGCGCGUUCCAGCACGGCCUGCGCGACGCCAUCAACCGCGCAUCAAAGGUGCAGGGUUUGCUGGACAUGAUGUACGAGCACCUCAGCGGCUUCAUUCGGGACUUCAUCGCCGACAUGGAGGGCGGGAGCGACGGAAUUCUGUCGCCGAAGGCGGCUGGAGCGGGCGCGAGGUGGUCGGCGCAGGAGGACGGGAGUCCGUCGGGCGCUGGAGCGACGGCGAGCCCACGGGACGCCACGCCGACGGACGCGGAGCGGGGCGUUCCGGAUCCGCACCGCAUUCGGUGGAUGACGUCGUCGGAGGUGUCCCCCGGCAUGGGCGUGCCGUCGGGCGGGCACGGCUGCGGGUUGCAUCGCCGUAGCGCGAGCCAGGUGGCGCCGCUGGAGGAGGACGCGCUGAUCUCGAGCUUGGCGUCCCCGAAAGGCUCGCGGCAUAAGAGCGGCAACAAGCUUUCGCGCAAGUCGCCGCUCCGCACCUCGCUCACAGGCGGCGACGACGGCGGCAGCACAAUCAAGGACACGCCGAUGUCCGAGCCGCCGUCCGCGCAGUCAGACGACGCCCGCGCGGCGUCCUCCGCCACCCAGGACUCGCAGGCCGCCGCGCCCGCGAGCACCGCCGCGACAGCCAGCAAUGACAACGCCGCUGCCGCCAAGCACGAAGAGCAGCCCGCCGCGCCGCCUGGCGCCGCGCCGAGCCCUCUCAGGGCCGCCGGACAGGGCGGCCGGUACCUAGGCGGCUCGGGCGAGGCCACGGUGGCGCUCAAGCGCAUCAAGGUCGACGCGAAAAGGGACGAGGAGCUGUCUACGAAACUGCAGUCAUGGGUCGUGGCGAUCCGCGAGCGGUGCAGCGAGCUGCGCGCGGCGGUCGUGGCCUGGCAGAACAAGCGCUCGCGGGACCCGAGCAUCCCCCUCCUCACCACGGGCUUUCUAGACGGCACGUUUCCGGUCGUGGACACGUACGAGCUCAAGGUCCGCCUGCAGCACGUCCUCCAGCGGCUGCGGCUGAUCACCGAGGCGAACGCGACGGCCACGCCCGUGAGGAUCCUCCCGGGGCUCUUCCUCGGCUCGGCGGUCUGCGCAAACUCCCACCAUGUGCUACGACACCUCGGCAUCACGCACGUGCUCAACGCCACGGAGCCCGACGAGGUCCAGCCGCCUCCGGAGGAGGACUUCGUGUUCCUGCGCGUGCCCGUGCGCGACGCGGAGACCGUGAAGAUCCGCGAGCACUUCCGUGCCGCCGCGGACUUUAUAGACGCGGGGCUUCCGUCGGAUCGGGGUCCGGGGGGAGGUGACGCCGCGGAGGACGGCCGGCCGGCGACGCCGCCGCGCGGGGGCGUGCUGGUGCACUGCUACGAGGGCAAGUCGCGGUCGGUCACGCUGCUGCUGGCGUUUUUGAUGGAGCGGAGAGGUAUGAGUUUGAAGGGGGCGCUGGAGCACGUGCAGGCGGCGAAGCCCGACGUCAGGCCGAACUCCGGGUUCAUGAAGCAGCUGGUCGGGCUCGAGGAGGCGAUUUACGGCAAGGCGUCGAUGUCCGUCAAGGGCAGCAAGAAGCCCACCAUGAAGGCGUGCCCGCUGUGCGGAGAGGCGGUCGGGAUAUCGGACGCGUCCGUCAAGGUGCACAUCAAACGCGCCCACCCCGGCCACACUCCAUAG